This is a messenger RNA of Miniopterus natalensis, 5105 nucleotides long. It is a transcript of the gene DSG3, whose product is annotated as desmoglein 3. Gene Ontology annotation, cellular component: plasma membrane; desmosome. The record is from RefSeq and is a predicted model, not a curated record. NCBI's taxonomy places the organism in Eukaryota, Metazoa, Chordata, Mammalia, Chiroptera, Miniopteridae. Gene Ontology annotation, molecular function: calcium ion binding. Gene Ontology annotation, biological process: homophilic cell-cell adhesion.
CUCAGAGACAAUGACUUGGCUCCUUUUCAGAACCGCUGGAACUCUGACCAUUUUAAUGGUGGUCCUACUGGUUCAUGGAGAAAUGAGAAUAGAGAAGACAAAAGGACAACAUGGAGAAAAUGGGCCAGCAGUACAAGCGAAAAGGAGAUAUAAACGUGAAUGGGUGAAAUUUGCAAGACCCUGCAGAGAGGAAGAAGACAACUCGAAAAGAAACCCCAUUGCCACAAUUAGUUCAGAUUUCCACGUAAAUCAGAAGAUUACCUACCGAAUUACUGGAAUGGGAAUUGAUCAGCCCCCUGUGGGAAUCUUUGUUGUUAACAAACAAACUGGAGAAAUUAACAUAACAAAAAUAGUUGAUCGUGAGAAAACCCCAUAUUUCCACAUCACAUGUCACGCUCUAAAUGCCCUAGGAAAAGAUGUAGAGAAACCACUUAUAUUAACGGUCAAAAUUUUAGAUAUCAAUGACAACCCUCCAGUAUUUUCACAAAGUAUAUUCAUGGGCGAAAUUGAAGAAAAUAGUCCUUCAAACUCACUGGUGAUGAUACUUAAUGCCACAGAUGCAGAUGAACCAAACCAUAUGAACUCUAAAAUUGCUUUCAAAAUCAUCUCUCAGGAACCUGCAGGCGCACCCAUGUUCCUCCUUAGCAGAAACACUGGGGAAAUCCGUACUUUGACCAAUUCUCUUGAUCGAGAGCAAGUUAGCAGCUAUCAUCUGAUUGUGAGUGGUGCAGACCAAGAUGGAGAGGGCCUCUCGAGUCAAUGUGAAAGUAGUAUCAAAGUGAAAGAUGUCAAUGACAAUUUCCCAGUGUUCAAAGAAUCUCAGUAUUCAGUAAGUAUUAAGGAAAAUACUUUAAAUUCUGAGUUGCUUCGAUUUCAAGUAAUAGAUCUGGAUGAAGAGUUCACAGAUAAUUGGCUUGCGGAGUAUUUUUUUACCUCUGGAAAUGAAGGGAAUUGGUUUGAAAUACAAACUGAUCCCAGGACUAAUGAAGGCAUCCUGAAGGUGGUUAAGCCUCUCGAUUACGAGCAACUACAGAAUGCACAAUUUAGUAUCGCCGUCAAAAACAAAGCUGAAUUCCACCGAUCAGUAAUCUCUCAAUAUCGAGUCCAGUCAACCCAGGUCACAGUUCAAGUUAUAAAUGUGCAAGAAGGAAUUGCAUUCCGUCCUGCUUCCAAGACAUUUACUGUCCAGAAGGGCAUAAGUAGUAAAAAGUUGCUCAAUUACAUCCUGGGAACGUAUGCAGCCAUUGAUGAAGACACUGGCAAAGUUGCCUCAAAUGUUAGAUAUGUCCUGGGACGUAACGAUGGUGGUUUUCUAAUUAUUGAUUCAAAAACUGCUGAAAUCAAAUUUGCAAAAAACAUCGCUCGGGAUUCUACUUUCAUAGUUAACAAGACGAUCACAGCUGAGGUUCUGGCCAUAGAUGAAAACACGGGUAAAACGUCUACAGGCACCAUAUAUGUUGAAGUACCUGGUUUUCAUGAAAACUGUCCAACAAUUGUCCUCGAAAAGAGUGUAAUUUGCAGCUCAUUGCCUUCCGUGGUGGUCUCAGCUAGAGCACAGGACACUGAUAAAUAUACUGGCCCCUACACAUUUUCACUGGAGACUCAACCUCUAAAACUGCCAGUUGUGUGGCGUAUCACAACACUUAACGCUACGUCUGCACUCCUAACAACAACCCAGCAGCACCUACCCCCCGGAGUGUACAGAAUCUCCCUCCUAAUUACAGACAGACAAGACAGGCAGUGCGAGGCUCCAGAGAGUUUGGAUCUGGAGGUCUGUCAGUGUGACAACAGGGACACCUGUGCAGCCCCAGUGCCCGGGCCCAGGUAUGGAGACCAGCCAUCCGGGAGGCUGGGCCCUGCUGCCAUCGGCCUUAUACUCCUUGGCCUUUUGCUCCUGCUGUUGGCCCCCCUUCUGCUGCUGACUUGUGACUGUGGGGCGGGUCCUAUUGGGGGAGGAACAAACGCUGGAUUUAUCCCAGUUCCUGAUGGUUCAGAAGGAACAAUUCAUCAAUGGGGAAUCGAAGGAGCCCAACCUGAAGACAAGGAAAUCACAAAUAUUUGUGUGCCACUUAUAACCUCCAAUGGAGCUGAUUUCAUGGAAAAUUCUGAAGUUUGUACAAAUACCUGUGCCAGAGGAAUGGUGGUAGAAGGAGCUUCUGGAAUGGAAAUGACCACCAAGCUUGGAGCAGCUACAGGAUCUGGAGCGGCUAUGGGAUCUGGAGCUGCUGCAGGAUUUGGAGGCACCACUGGAAUAGGCUUCUGUUCUGCAGCACAGUCUGGAACGAUGCGAACAAGGCACUCCACUGGAGGAACCCAUAAGGAGUAUGGCGAAGGAGCAAUAAGCAUGAGUUUCUUGGAGUCCUACUUUUCUCAGAAAGCAUCUGCCUGUGCGGAGGAAGACGAUGGUCAGGAAGCAAAUGACUGCUUGCUGAUCUAUGACAACGAAGGACUGGGUGCUCCGAGUUCCCCUGUGGGCUCCCUGGGUUGCUGCAGUUUUAUUGCUGAUGAGCUGGAUGAGAGCUUUCUGGAUUCGCUGGGCCCAAAAUUUAAACAACUUGCAGAGAUAAGCCUAGGCCUUGAUGACAAAGCCCAACAAUUUCAGCCACCCACCAACAACAGCGGUUCUGGGAUUGGAUCCUGUGGCCAUACUGUAGAAAUCCAGCACUCAGAACCUUCUAGGUGCCAGACCUUGUCAGGAGGUCAAGGAGCUUGUACUCUGUCUGCUUCUGGCUCUAGGUUCCAGACCUCGUCAGGAGGUCAAGGAGCUUGUGCUCUGUCUGCUUCUGGCUCUGUCCUCCAACCAGCCAUUUGCAUCCCUGACCCUUUGCAGCAGGGUAGCUACCUGGUAACAGAGACUUACUCGACUUCUGGCUCCCUCGUGCAACCUUCCAUUGCAGCCUUUGAUCCACUUCUCACACAAAAUGUCCUCAUGACAGAAAGAGUGAUUUGUCCCAUUCCCAGUGGUUCCAGCCUCUUACAGGGGUCGACUGAGCUACGAGGAUCGUGUAAUAUGAUCUAUACAGAAGAUCCUUGUUCCCGUCUGAUAUGACCAGAAUGACCUGGAAUAACAUACUGGCCACAUAAGGAUACUUGGACCAAAUUAUCCAUAGUAGCAUAGCAAGACUCACAAUAUCGGUCUCAUUUGGCAUUUACUUGCUACUCUCAUAAAGUGAUCAUAAUUACAGUUGAAACUGACUAGUUCAUACCCCCAAAGUGAAGAUGUUGCCACUCUUAAUUCUUCAAUACCAUUCCAGUGGCAGUAAAUUUUAAUGUUUUUCGAAGAAUCUUAAUAUAUUAGGUAGGAAAAUUUCCUAACAAUGUUUAUACUUCUACUUCUGCAGUGCCAAGGAAAGGUGUUUAUCAUUUUAAAAUGCAAUGCACUUUUAGUAGAUUAAGCACUUGGAGUCAAGAGCCUAGUUCUUGUGUCUGUCACCUUUUCUUAUAUCAUUGAUAAUGAUGUAAGAAUUAUAAGGCGUUUGCUAUAGCAUUCUGAGCUGCUCGGGAGGGGAAAAAAGAACUAGUCACAGUUGAAUUUUUCCGUCUUCUUGGUGCUGGGAGACCCUAAGUGCAUCUUUUGCUUAUGCUAAGGGCUGUCGGUUUACGCAUUAAACUUGCUACAUCUAUACGCCUCAUAUUCUAACAAUAGGACAAUUUUACCAUAAAACAUUUAGGAAAGUUUAGUAUGGUGUAAAUAGUAUUUUGGGUUUCUUUAAUCAUCUUGAAAUGUUUUACGCUGAGCUCCUUCCUGCACACUUCUCAGUAACAAAUCCUGUGUUAAUAGUUUAAAAUGCUCCUUAUUUUUUAAAAUGUAGGCGGGUAGAUAUAAUUUACAGAUGACAUGCCAUGAUGUUUAUUAUGUUAACAAUGUCUACAGACUUUGUGGAAAUACAAAACAUGGCUUUUCUUGUAAGCAAAAGGGGCCUCUGACUAGAAUAACACAAGAUGGAAUUUGUAAAUAUGUAUUAUAAGCAGUAUUUCAGGUCAAAUAGGACAUGAAAAGGAAUUACCAGGAGCAUCUGGGUGUUUUUUUUAAGCCUCAUUCCUUUUAAAUAAAACAGCUACAGCAAAAUAAUUCUUGAGCAUAACAAUGUUAAGUUAGUGGAGGUUUAGGAUCUAUUAUUUCACAUAUGUUACCAUGAUAGCAAUGCAGUUCUUCGAGUCAUUUCUGCUCAUUCAAGAUCUUCAGCCUUUAACCCAUAGAGACCACCUCACCUGCUUAUUAAUAACAUCGAUAACGACAUUAUUGUCUUAGCUGAGUCUUUGCAAAGUCAUUGUCCAGCUCCAUUGUCUCUAAUUGUAUAUAAAAUUAUCCUUUCUUUUUUUUUUUUGUCAUGUUCAAAACUGAUAUUUGUUUUUUCAGAUGGAAUGCGAAGUAAUAAAGUGUUUAUGUUUUAACCCAGAAGGGUGCACUCUUGAGGAUACCUCGAGGAAAAGAGACCCCCUAAAUGUCCUACGUCUAGCAUUCUUCCAUCUCCCAGAUGACUAUCAGGAAGGCACGUGCUAAGGCCCCCUGAGCUGUGCAGGCAGCCUCUUCUUCCAAGACAAGGCUGCUGCUGUAAUAAGGCCCGCAUUGCACUUGUCUUGAGUUGAGGGGCACUUGACCCCAUGCAGCAGCCUGCCGGAUCUUGCUGUUACCACUGGGCGCCUCUUCUCUUGCUUCUCAAAAAAAGCUUUCUCUGGAAUCUAGCACACACAGUUGAGCUGUGCCUCUGUUUAUACAUGAGUUAAAUUAAGAGUCAUAACCCAGAAGGGUGCAAGUUCUUAUUCCAAGUUCAAAAGUGUACUCAGGAUCCUCAAAGUAUUUUAACUUUAGGUCUCAAAACACAACUUAUCAGAGAAUGGGAAUUUUGCUGCAUCGUCAGACUGCCGAGGAAACAAGGCCAUAGCAGUAAAAGUUAUAUAAUGAAAUAACUGAAAUUAACUGUGUUCUGAAACAAAAAUAGAUCAGUCUUGUUUAGGAGGACCUAAAAUUGAUUUGCCAUGUAAAAUUUAAUUCAAAGCAAAAAUGUAUCUGUAUUUUUUCAACAAAAAUAAAAAUUGUUUUAAGCAGAAAAAAAUUUUAAAACUGUCUUUUUACUUGAUGUAUCAUCGAUUUUAAAUAGUAC